Messenger RNA from Cryphonectria parasitica EP155, 882 nucleotides. RefSeq lists its product as uncharacterized. The record is from RefSeq and is a predicted model, not a curated record. The transcript has 2 exons. NCBI's taxonomy places the organism in Eukaryota, Fungi, Ascomycota, Sordariomycetes, Diaporthales, Cryphonectriaceae. The coding region runs from base 1 to 882 and encodes 293 amino acids. Gene Ontology annotation, molecular function: protein binding.
AUGGCCUCCGUCCCACAACACGUUGACGAUCUCCCUAGCGAGAUCCUCAUCCAGAUCCUCAGCCCGAUGACGACCCUCGAGCUUCUCCCUCUCGCCCUCAUCAACCACCGCUUCCACGACCUGGCCCUGCGCAUCAUCCACACCCGCCUGACAGACGCCGCCCGCCUUCCUGACCACGAACUCAUCCUCGAGGCCUACCACCCCUCCGCCAAGAUCUCCACGCCCUAUCUGCACUGCGACUACCUCGGCACCGACGGUCUGGCCGGCUAUGACGAGGACGAGGACAAGCAGCUGACUCUGGGUCAGCUGCGUGGUCUCUACUCGCGCUUCCGGCCCGUCGUGCAGGAGGAGAACCGCAGGGCAAGGGCGAGGUAUCCCAGGGCGAGCAGUGGGCUUGAUAGUGCCGCACAACAAGAGGAUGAGGACGAGGAGGACGAUGAGCACACAGCGUCGGUAAACAUUCAGCUCGACGACGGGGAGAUGUUUAGCCAGCUGUGCGCCGUGACGAACCUGGUCAAGACAGGUCCCAGGAGGGGCCUGUUCCUGAGCCAUGUCAACGUCAACGACGGUGUGGUGCGCGUCUUCAGGCGGUGGCUCAAGGCGAAAGUGUCGUCGGGAGCGGCGGCAGAGGGCGACAAGGAGCAGAUAUUAUGGACGAGCCGCCACAAGACCGUCGGGCUCAAAUUCCGUGUUCGCGAGAACGUCGACAGCAGGCGUCCGGCGCUGUGGUCCGAGGCUGAGGAUGACGAUCUUCCUGUCUCGUACACGCUUGUGUACGAGGAGCUGCUGGUCAGGACAAGCACGCUGCUGCUCGAGGUGGAGAAAUCCGAAGAGCAGGAGGUCACAAGUUCAGGUAAAGCCAUCGUCAUUGCUUCAAUCUAG